AUGACACGACUCAUCCAUCAACCUGCUCUGACAUGGAGGUUCCAACAUCUCCUUCUCCUUUUGUUGUUGCUCAGCUUCAUUCUACUAGCACAUCAGCAAGCAGAAGAAGAAUUUCUUGAUAUUUUCCUUGAAUAUAGAAACGGAAAGGAUUCUCCAUCAUGUUCUUCAUUGCUUCAUCCAUGUAGAAGUAUUGAUUAUGCUCUCGAUUUAUUAUCAUCAUCAAAUAAUACCAAUAUUCGAAUUAAUUUAUUGGAUGAUUAUGUUCCUUGUGAUUGGAAAUUUAAAAAUUCAAAUAUUACAAAAUUGUUAAUAUCUUCAUCGAAUAAGAGAAGUUUUAGUUGUUCUAUUGGAGUAGAGGCGACGAUUGUGCCAUUUGUCAGAUUUCAAAAUUUGAAUUUGAGGCUUUCAGGAGUUUUUAAAGGAAGUGAAUUAGAGGUUGUCGAUUGUUUGCUUUAUUAUUUUUAUGCUAUAUAUAAUGGUAGUUUGACUCUGGAUAAUGUUACUGUUGGAAGUGAAUUUAUAUUGAAUGCUUUGCAACAGUCAACUGUAUUGACUAGUUCAGAAACUAUUGAAAAAUGGGGAACAAAGAUACAUAUUAAUUCUGGUGCUAUUGAAAAAAGAGAGGGUAAGAUUUUGAUUAGGAAUUCUAGAUUUAUGGGAGUGGCUAUGAGUGCACUUUACUAUUGGGAUGGUAAUUUGCAAAUUGAGAAUUGUUCAUUUGAUUAUUCUUUAAUUCAAUUCGAGUCUGGCCAAAUCUAUGCAACAGGAAAUAAUGACCUUGGAAGACCUGAUUUUGUAGUUAGUAGAUCUAAUUUCUCAAAAUCAUCUUUUCAAUUCGUUGAAGCCAAAAGUGUUACCAUUUCGAAUAGUCUUUUCACCAACAAUCUUCCAACUCAUAUUGGAAAGGUAUUUGCAACCUUUAACGCUAAAACAGAAUAUCCUGCCCUGUAUUUAUCAUCUCUAUCUAUUCUCAAUGUAAAGAUUGAUGAAAGCAAAUUUACAGGAUGUGACAUUGUUGGAGCUUUAUAUUUGGAAGGUGUAGGAAUUUAUGCAAAUAUUCAAAAUACAAUAUUUAGUGGAAACUCAAACAGAAGGGGAGGAUCUGCAAUAACUGUAAAAGAUAUUUACAAGUUACAUGUUCGUGCAACAUUAUUCGAAAACAAUAAUCAGUUAUUCGAAUCGAACAAUCUAAAACCAGAUGAAGGUGUGGGUGGUGGUUCUAUUUUUCAAUAUCAAUCCAUGCUUCAGAUGUUUGAAAAUAAUACAGCUGUUUAUGGAGGUGCCUAUGCUGCCAUUGAUUCAUUAUAUACAACAAAUAUAAAGCUGGAAUAUUCUUAUUUUAAUUGGAAUAAGGCCAGCAAAUAUGGUGGUGCGAUUUUCACACUGAAAUCUUCACUUUUUUUAGGGCUAGAAAGUUCAGUUUCUGAAAAUUAUGCUUCCAUAUUGGGAGGUGGAUUAUAUACUAUUGGAACUAGAUCUACAACAACAGGCAAUGCCUACUCGAAUAACUAUUGUGGAAAUGGAACACUUUCAAAUUAUGCAUCCUUUCCAGAGUUUAUUUCUUUAACAAUUCCAGAAAAACAAUUGAAUUACACUAAUCAUAUGGGAAAUACUAGUAUUCCACAAUUCGAAAUAUCAUUCGGUGAGAAAGUUACCCUAAAUAUUGAUAUAUUUGAUCAAAUAAUUGAUCCAACUGUCAAUUCAUUGACAGAAUAUGAUAUUGAAGUCUUUGUCUCAAAUAGUAACCAUGUAGUAGAGUUUCAGAAAAUUUCUUCCAAUGUUUUGAAUGGAAUUCUAUAUUCCAGAUCUGAAAAGGAACUAUCUGAUAGAAAUUCCACUUUAACCUUUACGAUCAAAACAACAUUAUUUACUAAAGAAAGUUAUUCUUCAAGUAUUUCCAUUCCAAUUAGAGCAACUCGGUGUAGACCUUGGUUUAGUUUGCAACGUGAACAAAAGAUUGUAAAAGGAGAUUUUGCAUAUUCAUGCCAAUUUAACACUCCUCUUAUUAUUCCAUUUAUAUUUAUUGCUUUCUUUAUCAUUAGUUGUUUGGCUUGCAUUGUAAUCACAUUUGGUUGUGUUAAAUUUCAAGGAAUGAGGAGUAAGAUUAAAAUUCUCCAUAAGAAAGAACAAGCAGAAGUGGAAUUAACUCAAAAAUUGUUAGAUUUGCAAUCUCUGUAUGCUUCAGAAUUGGAGAGUAAACACUCAAUCAAGAAUUGGUUAAUCAAGCUUGAAGAUAUUAAGGUUAUAAAGAAAAUUGGAGAAGGAGGCAUGGGUGUUGUCUAUUUAGCAUAUUGGAAGAAUGUUGAAGUUGCUUUGAAGAGUAUCAAAAUAGACGAUGAUGAAAUGGAUACUACUGAAUUUGAACAUGAAUCUUCAAUGCUUUCAUCAAUGAGACAUCCAAAUAUUGUAAACUUUUAUGGAGUUGUUCUUUCUGAACAAUCCAAAUUUAUGGUAACUGAAUAUAUGAAUGGAGGUUGUUUGGAAAAGUUGAUAUACGAAUGUAAAAUGAAGAAGAAGCAUCUCACUUUGAAACAAAAAAUUUCAAUUCUUAUUGGAAUUUCAAAUGGAAUGAGUUAUUUACAUGGAGGAAAGGAUAAUUGUAUGAUUAUUCAUAGAGAUUUAAAACCUGGAAAUAUUUUACUUUCUAAUGAUUUAUCACCAAAAGUUUGCGAUUUUGGAUUAUCAAAACUUUCCAAUGAGAGUUCAAACACUACCAAAACAGGACACGUUGGCACAUUGCUUUUCAUGAGUCCAGAAAUUCUAUUAGGUAAACAUUACAAUGAAAAAUCAGAUGUCUAUAGUUUUGCAAUCAUCAUGUGGCAAUUAAUGUUUGAUGAGAAUUUAUUAUUCCAACACAAUUAUGGAACUAAUCAAAAGUUUUCCACAAUCAUGUCAAAACAGGAAAUUGACACAUUUGCUCAACUUGCCAAUCAGACUUCUCUCCUACUAGUUCCAAAACUAAUAUCUGAAGGAUUACGUUUGCCUCUUCCUACAUUGCCAAUUAAUUCUCAUUCACAAAUAAUGAAAAUGUGGAUUAGAGAAUAUUUCGUUAUGGAUGAUUUGAAAUAUUCGAAUCAAAAUAUGAGAAUGAGUAUUGCACAAGUCGAUCCAUUUGAUAAGUAUUUAACAGCUCUUAAUUCAGUAUUUUCAUUGAUAAGCUCUUCGUGGCGUGAAGAUUUUGAAAAAAGACCUUCAUUUACAAAUCUUGCUGAAGAAUUAUUAGAGAUUAGAAAUAAAUUAGAUUAAAUGUUGUUCUAUC
Messenger RNA from Naegleria gruberi, 3259 nucleotides. RefSeq lists its product as uncharacterized. The transcript has 4 exons. Gene Ontology annotation, biological process: protein phosphorylation. NCBI's taxonomy places the organism in Eukaryota, Heterolobosea, Eutetramitea, Acrasida, Naegleriidae. The coding region runs from base 1 to 3246 and encodes 1081 amino acids. Gene Ontology annotation, molecular function: ATP binding; protein kinase activity. The record is from RefSeq and is a predicted model, not a curated record.